Lachancea thermotolerans CBS 6340 is the source of this 1230-nucleotide messenger RNA. RefSeq names its product NAD(P)/FAD-dependent oxidoreductase. Gene Ontology annotation, molecular function: (S)-2-hydroxy-acid oxidase activity; (S)-2-hydroxyglutarate dehydrogenase activity. The transcript has a single exon. NCBI's taxonomy places the organism in Eukaryota, Fungi, Ascomycota, Saccharomycetes, Saccharomycetales, Saccharomycetaceae. The record is from RefSeq and is a predicted model, not a curated record. The coding region runs from base 1 to 1230 and encodes 409 amino acids. Gene Ontology annotation, cellular component: mitochondrion.
AUGCUGAAAUUUCCUAAGCGAGGUUUGCUUAGCCGCCAGUGGAAAGCUGGCUGCACUUCAAUAAGAACGUACACCAAUUCUCUCGACGUAGCAACGGAUUACUCUCAUGCAGUCAUAGGGGGAGGAGUGGUUGGUCUCUCAGUAGCACACGAAUUAAGCAAGAAAUCAGAAAACAAGGUUUUGCUUAUUGAAAAGAAUCCUUCUACAGGGCUUGAAACCUCGAGCCGCAACAGCGAAGUUAUCCAUGCCGGCUUGUACUACCCAGUACAAUCUCUAAAGACGAAAUUAUGCCUCGAAGGAUCGAAUAUAAUUUACAAUGAACUGCUCCCCCUAAAAACGGGCGUCAAUUGGUCAAAAUGCGGUAAGUGGAUUGUGGCACAGACAGACGCUGAUGACGCUUACCUCGAAUCUAUGUAUCUCAAAGCUAAAAACGACCUGGAUCUUCCCGUCGAGAUGAUUCCGGCGAACAAAACCAAGUGGAUCGAGCCUGCAAUUCAUGUGGGCAGAAGCGUACUUAACUCGCCUACGUCAGGUAUCAUAGACUCCCAUUCUUUGAUGCAAUACCUUUUAACGGGGAUGGAUAACAAUGGGGUAGAACUAGCAAUAGGCACCGAGCUCAUUGACAUGGCAUAUGACUAUGGUAGGGGGUACACCUUACUCUGCAAGUCAACCGUCAACAAUUCUGACGAAACUGUCGAAAUUCGCGUUGAAAACGUAAUUAAUGCUGCUGGCCUCCAAGCACAUAAAGUCGCCAACAUGCUGUUACCAAGAAAUAAACAGAAAACGCAGUAUUUUGCCAAGGGAAACUAUUAUACCCUAAGCGGCUCUGCAUCACCUCCGGUACGUCGCUUGAUCUACCCAGUCCCCCCAAAAAGCGGAAAGUCAUUAGGAACACAUCUCACUAUCGAUCUUAUGGGUCAAAUGAGAUUCGGGCCUGAUCUGCAAUACGUCGAAUCACCUUCAGAUUAUGAAGUAAGUUGCUCCAAUUUGAAAGCCGCAUAUGAAGCUAUCUGUAGGUACUACCCGCAUAUUCAGCUCAAUGACUUACAGCCAGCAUACAGUGGAAUCCGGCCCAAACUAGCUGGCCCUGGGGAUAAAAGCUUCAAAGAUUUUUACAUAUCGGAGGAGAAAGGGCUUCCUGGUUUUGUUAACAUGCUCGGUAUCGAGAGCCCUGGGCUUACUGCGGGCCUGGCAAUUGGAAGACAUGUAUGUGGCCUAUACCACGGCUAA